GCAGACCCGGGUGCAGGGGACCGGAGGCGUCAGUGGGGUCGUGUCACCUCCUCCGGCCGACGUGCGGCGAGCGCGGACGGGAAGGCUGGCGGGGAGAGCCGCUGCCCUGGAGGGUUUCUGUUGGGCGCCACCGCCCGUGCGGCAGUCCGCGGCCGUUCACCGUCCGGGCUGCCCCUCCUUUAGGGGCCUGUCGCUAGUUCCGAGCGACCCGAAGAACUCCGGGCUCCCGACCCCGCCGCGGCCGCUGCGGCUCCCCGGGCCGCUCCAGCCCUCGCUUCCUCCGGCUCCGAUCUCGGGGAGCCGAGCGGAGCGGGACAGCGCGGCGGAGAGCAGCGGAACGGCGCGGAGCGAGCCAAGUUAAAGUCCGGUCUAGCAAGAAGAAGUCCGCGGGCCGAGCCACACGGAGCGGCGCGGAGCAGGGAGCGAGCGUCGCCUGCCACCAUGAAGCGGGACCGCCUCGGCCGCUUCCUGUCUCCCGGACUAGCUCGGCAGCGCGGGGGUUCGGGCGGCGGCUGUGGAAGCGGUCGGACUCGGGGCCGCCCUUCUCGCAGCGGCGGAGCGAGCGCUGACGGGGCGGCUGCUCCGCUCAGCUGGGGCUCGACGACGCGCUCCUGCGGCGACACAGGCGACGACGGUACAGACGAAGCUGGAGCAGGCCGGACUCUCGCUAUGGGGCAUUGUCGCCUCUGCCAUGGGAAGUUUUCCUCAAGGAGCCUCCGAAGCAUCUCUGACAGAGUGCCUGGGGAGACGUCAGAAAGACUGUCCCCAGGAGAGCGUGUCUUCAUUAGGGACUUCCAACGACUGCUGGGUGUUGCUGUGCACCAGGACCCAGCCCUGCCUCAGUUUGUCUGCAAGAACUGCUACACCCAAUUCUAUCAGUGCCACAGCCUUCUCAGGACCUUCUUACAGAGAGUCAACGUCUCCCCAGCUGGCCAGAGGAAGCCUUGUACAAAGGUUGGUGUUCAGCCUCCCACAGUGGCAGAGGAGGGAGCAUGUGUGGCUGACCUGAUUACCUCCAGCCCUCGGUGUCUGCACGGCUUGGUGGGCUGGGUGCAUGAGCAUGCGGUCAGCUGUGGGUCUCUGCCCAGCCUCCAGAGGACACUGUCCUCUGAGUACUGUGGCGUCAUCCAGGCUGUGUGGGGCUGCGACCAGGGCCACGACUUCACCAUGGACACAGCCUCCAGCUGCAGAGCUCUCUUUUUGGACAGUGCACUAGCAGUGAAAUGGGCGUGGGGCAAGGAGCUAUCACCACGGUUGGCCCAGAACUCAGAGUCCAACCCCACGGGAGCUGCCUCUCGGCUCUGCCAGGCCAGAGAAACCCAAGUUGGAUCUGAGACCAAGACACUGCCCAGUGUGGAUGUGGCCCCGCUGCACUCACAUGGAGUCUCUGUGGGGCCGGGGCUGGGCCCCCGCACGCAGCCACACUUGGCUCCCAGUGAGGCCCCAGGGCAACUGGGUGAGACGCAGGUUCCAUCGUCAACCUCGGAUGAUCGGGUAAAAGACGAGUUCAGUGACCUUUCUGAGGGAGACUUCCUGAGCGAAGAUGAGAGUGAUAAGAAACAAACCCCACAGUCCUCGGAUGAGUCCUUUGAGCCUUACCCAGAAAAGAAGGUCUCGGGCAGGAAGAGUGAAGGCAGAGAAGCCAAGAGGCCUGAAGAGGCCAAAAUCAGAAAGAAGCCUGGGCCCAAGCCCGGAUGGAAGAAAACGCUGCGCUGUGAGAGGGAGGAGCUACCCACCAUCUACAAGUGUCCUUACCAGGGUUGCACAGCUGUGUACCGUGGCGCUGAUGGCAUGAAGAAGCACAUUAAGGAGCACCAUGAGGAGGUCCGGGAAAGGCCCUGUCCACACCCUGGCUGCAACAAGGUAUUCAUGAUCGACCGAUACCUGCAGCGACACGUGAAGCUCAUCCACACAGAUUGGGUAUUGGUGGUGGCUGGUGUUCACACCCCUCUGGUCUUGCAGAGGUGCGCAAUUACAUCUGUGACGAAUGCGGGCAGACCUUCAAGCAGAGGAAGCACCUUCUUGUCCACCAGAUGCGCCACUCGGGAGCCAAGCCGCUGCAGUGUGAGGUCUGUGGGUUCCAGUGCAGGCAACGAGCGUCCCUCAAGUACCACAUGACCAAACACAAAGCAGAGACUGAGCUGGACUUCGCCUGUGACCAGUGUGGCCGGCGGUUUGAAAAGGCCCACAACCUCAACGUGCACAUGUCCAUGGUACAUCCUCUGACCCAGGCCCAGGACAAAGCCCUGCCUCUGGACGCAGAGCCGCCACCUGGGCCUCUGAGCCCCUCUGGGACCGUGGAGGGUCAGGCUGUGAAGCCGGAGCCAACCUGAGAACUGCAGAUAGAGCGCUGGGCAUGUCGAGCAGCUUGAACUCGGCAGGCGGCAUGUGGUUAAGGACACGUUCACUCACAGUCCUCACUCUUCCUGCCGAAUAGUUCUGCUUGUUCGUUGGACCCCAGGCUACACCCCACCUCACAGAGCCAGCAGCCAUAUGGUGGAGGGCACCUCUCGGGCUGAGGUGUGUACUUCAACCUGCUGUGGUACCAGCAGUUUUAUUUUCCUAUGGACACUGAACAAUAAGGCCAGACACAGAUUAUGAAUAAUUAAUUUUUCUUUUCCUAACUAGAGCAAUCAAGGAGAUUUGUAAUCUACUUUCUAGUGUAACAAGAGCUCCAUGUUCUGCUUGCAAUAAAUUAUUUACAAAGGUGCUGGCUGGCGCACUGAGGUCGGUGUAGUCAGAA
Mus pahari (shrew mouse) is the source of this 2743-nucleotide messenger RNA. RefSeq names its product zinc finger protein 276 (gene Znf276). Bases 442 to 2118 code for a protein of 558 amino acids. Gene Ontology annotation, biological process: regulation of transcription by RNA polymerase II. NCBI's taxonomy places the organism in Eukaryota, Metazoa, Chordata, Mammalia, Rodentia, Muridae. The record is from RefSeq and is a predicted model, not a curated record. Gene Ontology annotation, molecular function: chromatin insulator sequence binding; zinc ion binding. The transcript is spliced from 11 exons. Gene Ontology annotation, cellular component: chromosome; nucleus; kinetochore.